UAGGAUAACAAAUUUCGUGGACAUCGACAGUAACACCAAAAAUGUCAUCACAAACUUUGCCAUCCUAGCUAUUAGUUUAACACCUUUCUUCCAUUUUUAGCGGUAGAAUACAGAGAGAAUCAUGACGUCGAUUAUUAAGAAUCAGAUCAUCAAACACUUGUCGAAAUUCGUCAAGAACCUUUCUUCAGACAAGAUUGGUCUGAGCACGCUGAAAGGGGAAGGUCAGCUAACCAACCUAGAAUUAGAUGAACAGGUUUUAAUGGAUGUUCUGGAACUACCAUCAUGGAUUGUCAUUUCGAAAGUCACAUGCAAUAGACUCUCCAUAAAGAUUCCGUGGACAAAGCUAAAGACACAUCCAAUAUGUUUGUACUUGGACCAGGUGGAGCUAGAAAUGGAGACAUGUCGAGAUCUCAGGAAAACAGAGAAUAAACAGUCUUUGCAGUCAGCACCAAGCAAGUACGGAUUCCCGGAGAGAGUUGUAGAUGGAAUGUAUGUUCAUGUUAACUCAAUCAUUGGGAAGUUCAAAUCGGACACAUUCCAUGCAGAUAUACAGAUUGCCCAGCUUGUUGUCCAGAGUACAACCCCAGACUGGAAGUCAGCAGACCUGAGAUACUCCAGGAUUAAAGACAUGAAUCGAGGACAGGUUCUUACCUUCAAGGCAGUGGAAUGGUCCACGUUUAGACUGACAGUAGAUGCGAUAGAGAGAGGGUCGGGCUCUCCCACUACACCAAUUAGGUUGAUCACAAAUCAAGGAAAGAUCUGCAUCACGAUCAAGAAACGACUCAACGACUGUUCCCUGGUGACAUCCAGACUACAAGUGCUUCUGGACGAUAUCCUCUGGGUUCUCACCGACUCCCAGAUCAAGGCCGUCAUGCUUCACAUGCGCAGUCUCAACCCUGUUAUUCAGAAGGCUGCGGCUCAGAGUAAAGUGCAUGCCGAGGCAGCAGGAGAGGCUGUGAGCAACCAACACCCCACGGAGGAUCCCACCAACAGACCUCAGAAUGUCAAAACCUCCAAGGAACUUCAACUGCUCCAGUUCUUUGAGCGCUACGACGUCCCAGAGACAUCCUAUCACUUCUUCACCAAGAGGGUCGACCUCCACCUCUGUGACGAAAUGAAUCGACCCGAGAUAGACAAGAAUGCGGCAAAAGAAUCAUUCAAAAGGAGAAUAGAGGGAGGUGCUAUGCAGAUCUCAUUUUCUGGUGUUUCAUUUGACUACUAUCCUUAUCAUAUAGCAAGUAGUUCUCGGACACACUGGCAGUACUUUGAUGAUGCAAUGAGUCUCUCAGAUAAAUGGAUACACACCAUCCUAGCCCACUUCAAGCAACAGUACGCCAUGGCCCGCAACGAACUUAAGAAAAGAACUGCCCCGCCCACUCAUCCGGCCACGCCCCCACCCCAUCCACACACAAAACAGACCACGCCCCCUGCACGCCCUGCCACACCCCCAAACAGGACUCAAUCGCAAGUUGGCAGGGAGCGAGCCUCGAGCGCCAGCCACGGCCGUCCGCCGGGGCGCCCUGGGGGCACAGCCGCCCCACCCCAAGGUCAUCCCCGAUCCGGUGCUGUGCCUGGUCAGUCAAUGCGGACAUCGGUCAAGCUCAUGUCCAGCUGCCUGGUGUUCCGAAUACGAGCGUUGCAGCUGAGCAACGUGGCCACGUCGGACCGGGGUGCGAACAACGAGGAAAACCUGCGCAAUAAUCUUUUCUUGAUGUCAGACAAGAAGACAUUCCACUUGCCUCCUGAGAUACCGUCCAUACAUGUAGAAUACAUGUCUUUCUACUUCCCUAAUGAACUUGACUUCCCAGUGCCAGCUCCUGUGAUCUAUGCUCAGAUUAACCCUAUGCAGCUCAGACUGGACAAUACUACUAUGCUAUGGCUCAACCAGUUUGCUUUCAAUGUUAUGCAGACAUUACCUGAAAUAGAGGAAAUAGCUCCAGCCUCCCAAACUAGCACAGGACAGGACCACAUUGAUAUCAGAAUAGAUGCUCUUAUGCAGAAGGUACUGGUUCCUGUCCCUGACCCUGUGGCCAACCAACCUGACAGGCCCAAGAUCCUCCAGGUCCAAGUCUCACAAGUAACAGCAACCAACUGCCGGGUUGGGACUAACUCCUCCAGACCGGACCUGUCUAAAGUCCUGCAGAAAUUCCAAGGAGUCCAACUCUUUCAUUCUUCGUCGUUCCCAGGCAAAAAGACGGAUCUGGAGACAUUGCCAGCACAGUUCUGGAAGCAUGCUUAUGAACCCAACUUCCUCCUGCCUCCAGAGAUGCAGGAGGAUAGGAAGGAUGGUUCUGUUCACAAGAAUGGGACACCGCCUCAGCUAAGGGACGGGUUAGAACACCCCAAACAGCUUCAGGAUGUGAAGAUGACGACGUAUACCUUCAGACCGAAUGCAGCUGAUGAUGUCUGGGGCAUCAAGGUUGAUCAGAUCUGGGCAGACUUUGUUGGAGUGCCCAGCUCCCCGGACAGGCCAGUACCAUUCAUCCAGCCUCUGCCGCUCAGCCUAUGGAUGUGCUCAGCCAAUAGCAAUACAGCAUUACAAUCACAUGACCAUAUAUCUGGGAGUAGCCCAUCUCUUGCCAAUAUGCACAUGGUUGUAGACACGCCCUCGUUUGUGGACAUCACCAUCAACCACUAUCAGCUUCUGUUCCUUCUUAGACUCCAGCAAUCCUUGCAAGUCCUCUCCUCAAACAUGGAACUUGACCAAAACCUUUUCGCCAAAGAUGAACCUCAGGAGGCGAUGCCCGCCGUCGCCAGUCGUGUGAUCUCCGUAGUCUUCCCCAGUAUCCAUUUAACCCUGCUCGGACCCCCAUCGUCGGGUACCGACAAACAGGAGGAUGAGACAACGUCGGCCAGUGAUGUAACCAAGGAUGAUGGGAAGGUAGAGGAAAGUAGUCAGGAAGCAGAAGCCGAUGGUGGUGGUAGCGUAGAAGAAUUGACAAACAUUCAGAAGACAGAACUAUCAGAUUUAGAUCAGAGUAGCUCUGAGGUUGUUACAGACUCAUCGUCGCCUAUGUCGGACUUGGUUGAUCUUGAAAGUGACGUUAAGAAUGGUAUAUGCAAUAGUGUUGUGAAUGGAAAUGGUGUUCAUGUUAUGGAUCGUAGUGACAUAAAGGCAUUGAACCUUGGACCACCUGGUGCAGUGGUUAUCACUGAUGCAACACCCAAUGGCAAUGGUCACACGUCCUUUCUCAAUAGCAAUGAACCGGUAACGAUCAAUGUGACUUCACAUCCUUUGGGCAAUCCUCAAGGACAAGCACCUAGGAAGAACAACUCCGCCUCAGACCUGACCCAAUCAGGGAGCGUAUCCUCAGAGACAAGCGGUGGCUCUUUGUCCAACUUCUCCGGAGGCAUCCCCAAGAGCAACAGCCAGAACUCCAUCACCAUGCAGAUGAAUGCGCUCAUGUCGGCCAGCUCUAUGGCAUCAUUGGACGAGCAAGGAAUGGACUUUGAGACAAUAUCAGUGAGCAGUGAUUCCAGUGAAGGGUUCACGAUGGUUCCUCAAGGCUCGAGACCGGGAAGCACUGCGGAUAUCGAGUCAGAGAGUGGUUUAGGGAGCGAGUUUUCGCAGUCCUUGACAACCCAAGAUGGACAUCAGAGCAGCGUUCUUACCUCAUCGCCUAACCCUUUACCAGGAUCAACGUCCACUGUUGACAGUAGCACUGAUGAUCUAGUCCCCACCGAGGAGAAACCCAAGGUGGAUGACUUUGCUGGAUGCAUCCAUAAGCUACGUCAGGUCUCAGUCAUGACCUUUGACCUUCACGGGGUCAGUGCAGUGGUUCAGAUGUGCCACAAGGACAUGGCGGUUAGGGCAGCCGUCUUGGAUAUCGACAAGGAGGAAAAGGGCAAUGAGAGCUUCACUAAAUACAUGAAUAGAUUAGACUCAGUCCACGCCACCCUGACUGCAUGCAUAACACAAGCAUGCGUAGAAGAAAAACUAAUGUACUUUACGUGCACGCGGGAUGCUGUACGUUUUCUCUACAAUUUGCCUGCUAGUACCGAUAACGGUGACUAUCAGCGAGAGAGUGUAAAGCAGAGGAAAGGAAAGGAAGAAGAGGAAGAAAAGACAGUGGUAAAACCAGCCAAGGCAUUGAUGCGGUUUACUUCCGGGCCUUUGGCAGAGAAGCUGUGUGAGAAAGCAGGAGAGAGGGGUUACCUGCAACUACAGUUGAGUGAUGUAGACCUGAAUUUCCUCAAGUCAUCGCUGACCAACCUGAGCUCCCUGGUCCAAGAUGAGCUGGACUCUCAGCCCAUGCCACUGGACAUCACAGUAUUCAACACAGCUGUUACAUUACAGGACGAUUCACCUCUGGUCUACCCUGAUACUGUUUCAAGCCCUCCUCUUCAACUGAGAAUACCAUCAGUUAGAGUACAUCGGUCUCCAGAUGGCGCUUUCCAUGUCAAAGGUAUCCAUCCCCAAGGCAUCAGCUUGAAAGCAACAGAAGACAACGGCCCCACGCCACCAACCACACACCAAGACAUAGACACCAACACACCCACACCGUCACAAGACACAGCUGCCGUGGCAACGCUCAACGACGAGAACACCAUCCUCCGCAGCCAGAUGGCUCAUAUGAAGGACGCCCUCGCAGUGCUCGAGAGGGAGAGGACGUCGUUACUGUCAACGCUCGAGCACUUGCAGGAAGAACUGUUGACGGCGGAUAGGGAGAGGGAUAAGCUGAAGGAACAUGUGGUGGAGCUUAGUCGGAGAGUCAACCUGGGAAGAUGAGAAUCCCAGCGGUAUUCUUGAGUUCUGGUGAGGUAUCUGUGUGUUAAUGUGGAUCGAGGUGUUCACCAGGGAUGCUUUCUACCGUCUACGCACUUCACUAUUGGGAGCUGCUGUAGGGAGGGCGGCAGGUUUGAGAAUGGUGAGAAAAUGGCAUCACUUUCCAUCAAGUCUUCACUAGGCACUUGUUACAACUGUCCAUCCAACGUAUAAGUCCGAAAGCCCCCGACUGAUUUGAUGAACCCUGGUCCAAGACCGAGUGAAAUUUAUAUGUUGUGUGUUUGCUAUGGAAAAGAUAGUUAUCGGCAGCAUAAUCUAGGACCCUGUCGUACAAAGAGUUGUGAAUGAUAUGAUCAACCACGACUAUGGAUGGCCAGCAACGUCACCAUCUAAAAUGCAAAUUUGUUUACAACAUUUUCUAGAUAUGAUAUACAUUCAUUCAUUCAUCGUUCUCUCAAAGAUUUGGUGUGUGAUUCUCUUUGUUAACUAAGGAGAUUGUGCGAAUUUCUGGUAGGAAAAAUCAUAGUAUGGAAAUUGAUUGGAUCAUUCGUAACUUUUUGUAAGACAGGCCUCGGUGGGUGGGCAUAGCCAUGUUGUUUCUUUAGAACAAAUUGACAGCGCCCACUGUUUGACCGUAUGUAUUUGAAAGAAAUGAUUUGCCAUGAUUUUGGAUGGAAUUACUUCACCAGAAAUCAAGAUUACCUAUGUGUACUUUGCUAUCGAUAACCAAAGCAAUAAACCUAUGGUAGUGGUGAUGAGAUAAAUUAUCAUGUACUUUUAGAACAAAAUCAAAGAUUUUGAGAGAUAAAUACUAUUUAUUUAGGCCCUUACAAGUGGGUUUCAAAGCAUCUGUUAAGAAUGUUUCAUCAUUAACAGGAAUGAUGAAUAAGCUUUUAGCGCAAUAAAGUACUUAUUCAUAUGAUCAGUAUGUGUAUUAAAGUAGAAUGAAACGCUGGGAACAUUCAUAGCUUGUGUGAAAAUAGACAAAUCAAAGAAACAGAUGAAUGAAAGUUUGAGAAAAAUUUAACAAAUAAUAAAGUUAUGAGCAUUUGAAUAUUGAGUUCACCAUUGAUGUGGACAUCCUCCCAUUGGCAAGGGGAUGAACAUGUGUGAUUAUUACACUCGUACAACUUCCAAAUUGCUUUUCUACGUAUUUUACUGAUAUCGCCACCAUACAUGUAUCUAUCUAUUUUUUUCGGUAAAUUGCCAAUUUGUCUAUUGCCAACUCGUCCACUCAUCACAUGGUU
Molecule: messenger RNA, 5973 nt
Organism: Lytechinus variegatus (green sea urchin)
Lineage: Eukaryota; Metazoa; Echinodermata; Echinoidea; Temnopleuroida; Toxopneustidae
Product: UHRF1-binding protein 1-like
Exons: 21
Coding region: 122-4729 (1535 amino acids)
Source: RefSeq, a predicted model, not a curated record